AUGAGAACGUUCCUCGUAACGGCGACAGCUGUCCUGCAUUUGGCACUUCUCGGCCUUGGCCUGCAAACCGCAAUCACCAUUUCUAGGGAUGUGAUAUGGUACGAGCCCCUGGGCAUUUGUCUCAACCCAAAUGCUCCGUUGCAGACCUUUUCGCUCUACUAUGCAGCAACGCUCAUUACAGAGACUGUCAUUGCCAUAGCCACUCUGUAUCAUGCGAUUCGGUUUCAUCGCCAAGGCACUGGUCUCAAAGGAAGCCCACCAGGCAUUGUCAUUACCGCACUACAUAGAGAUGGGUUCAGUUACUUUGCGUUCUUUGCACAUUGGCAAAUGUGGAGUGCUCCGUCAAUCAUCGUACCAGUCUUGACCUACCUCGAGUUCGCAGUCAUGACCACCAUGACCGGCCGCUGGUUGCUCUCCUUUCGGCAACUUGCAAUAUCCGUCUGGAACGAUUCUCAAAGCACCCAGGAAGGGCACUAUCUGACAGGCGCCUCGAUCACGGUUCCUCCGAAAAGCACCAUCGAGUCUAUUACUCGCAGCUUCGGCUUCUCGACAUGGACAGAGCCGCGAGAUAUCGGCGAUCCGCAUUCUCUGCAAACAUUGAGAGAUUCGCAAGCGCACCAAUGGCCAGAGUGA
This is a messenger RNA of Serendipita indica DSM 11827, 633 nucleotides long. The record is from the annotation of a GenBank genome assembly. NCBI's taxonomy places the organism in Eukaryota, Fungi, Basidiomycota, Agaricomycetes, Sebacinales, Serendipitaceae.